Molecule: messenger RNA, 628 nt
Organism: Humulus lupulus (European hop)
Lineage: Eukaryota; Viridiplantae; Streptophyta; Magnoliopsida; Rosales; Cannabaceae
Exons: 2
Coding region: 77-349 (90 amino acids)
Biological process (GO): protein import into nucleus
Cellular component (GO): nuclear envelope; cytosol
Source: RefSeq, a predicted model, not a curated record
ACUUGCUCAAGUGUUGCAAGUUAUUGUUUGUUAUUUGUUUCAUAUUUAAGAGUUUUAUGGCUUUUACAUCUGAAAGAUGCAUGAUUUGCUUCUAAAUGUUGUAGUUCAUGGAGCUUUGAGGUGCUUGGCUCUUCUCUCUGAUGACUUGGACGAUAAAGUGAUGCCCACAUUAGUACCUGUUUUGUUCCCAUGCUUGCUUACUAUUGUUUCAUCCACUCAGGUGUAUGACAAAUAUUUACGUGCAAAAGCUCUUUCAAUUAUUUAUUCUUGUAUCUCCAUGCUGGGUGCAAUGAGUGGUGUUUAUAGGGUAUUUUCUUCAUUAUGUUUUAAUUAUUGCUCAUUGAUGUGAUUUGGAUGAUUGAAUUAUAUAUUACAUUAAAAAAUAACACUUAUUUAAAAGUGUUAUUAAUAAGCAAUUAAAAAAACAUACGGCCCCAUAUGUGAAAUUUCAUUUGGCGCCAUAUGAAAUAUAUAACUAGGCGCCAAAUGAAAAUAAGAGACACAGAAGCACACAGUAAACUAGUCUCAGCCUCCGAACCCCUAAGCCUCCAUUGAAUCCCUAAUUUCUGGUUUCAUCUCUUUGCCUCUCUUUCUUUCGUCUCUUUGCCUCUCUUUGCUUCUCUUUCUU